Arvicanthis niloticus (Nile rat) is the source of this 1850-nucleotide messenger RNA. RefSeq names its product centrosomal protein POC5-like. Gene Ontology annotation, cellular component: photoreceptor connecting cilium. Lineage: Eukaryota; Metazoa; Chordata; Mammalia; Rodentia; Muridae. The record is from RefSeq and is a predicted model, not a curated record. Gene Ontology annotation, biological process: eye photoreceptor cell development.
GGUCGCAGCGAGUCAGGAGUCGGGGUUUGGCGGAGACGCCGGAUACGGGUGACGGCGACCAGGCCGGUUCCUCCCUGUCAGGAUUGGGGGCAUCGUCCUUGGAGGUGCCCAGAAAGAGAGGACACAAGUGAUGCGAACUAAUUUGAGUGAAUCCAUGGCCAAGGAACCCAGGGAUAUUGAAGGCUGACUACUGCAUGCUCACAGCUGUACCUGGUGCUUCAGAGGCAACCUCAUGCUGAUAUAGCUGGUACUGGACUGGCUGUUCUUCCUCCCGUCUCAUUGUCCCACAGUCCUUGCUUCGCGUUUGCAGGAUGUCAUCUGAUGAGGACAAGUUCUCACUUCACGUUGUUCACAAUGACUCUGACCAUUCCGUGUCCACAGACCUUCAGGAGGAGUAUGAAGAACUGCUUCGCUAUGCCAUCGUGAAUCCAAAUGCUGAAUCCAGUGCUUCCCAGCCAUCUCACCUUAAAGGAGAAGUGGCACCGGAUAGAUUUCCUACGCUAGCUGGAAAUAGCCCUGUAAGAGAAACUGCACUGGAUGUUGGGAAAGGAUCAGAUUUAAAUAUUUCAAGCCAUUCAAAAUCAGGGUCACCCAGGAGACCACCUCACCCAGUCAUGGACUUCUUUGGCGCACAUUUUUUAGGUGACUCUUCCUCACCAGCCUCUCUUUCUACUCGGGCAGAUGCCCAUGAAAUAAUUGUGGGUGAUCAUCUUAUCUCUGAUGAAAAUUUUCAGAAGCUGGAUAAUGUACUUGACAUCUGGAGUUCAGGUCUUAAGACGAACAUUUUAUCUGAACUAAGUAAGUGGAGACUGAAUUUUAUUGACUGGCACCGAAUGGAGAUGAAAAGAGAGAAGGAAAAGCACGCGGUUGUCGUGAAGCAGCUGUCAAACCAGAUUGCUGACUUGAAGGAGCUGCAGAAAGCCUUUGAGAUUUCCAUCGGAAGAAAGGACGAGGUGAUUUCCAGCUUGUCUCAUGCCAUCGGCAAGCAAAAGGAAAGGAUAGAGUUAAUGAAAAGCUUCUUCCGCUGGAGAAUCGGCCAUGUCAAAUCCAGACAGGAAAUUUAUGAAGGUAAACUGGCUGACCAGUACUUUCAGAGAACUUUGCUGAAGAAAGUCUGGAAGGGCUGGCGUUCUGUGGUGCAAAGGCAGUGGAAAGAUGUGGUGGAACGGGCGUGUCAGGCGAGGGCUGAAGAAGUAUGUGUGCAGAUCUCCAAUGAUUAUGAAGCUAAACUUGCUAUGUUAUCUGGAGCUUUGGAAAAUGCAAAAGCUGAGAUUCAAAAAAUGCAACAGGAAAAAGACCAUUUCGAAGACUCCAUGAAGAAAGCAUUCAUGAGGGGAGUAUGUGCAUUAAAUCUGGAGGCCAUGACCAUAUUUCAGAACAAAAAUGAUGCAGGGAUAGACUUCACAAAUAAUAAAAAGGAAGAGAGUGGCCCUGGUGGCCCAGGAAGAGAACCUUCUGCUCACUGGGAUACUUCUUCGUCCACAAUGCCAUCAGCAGUUCCGUUACAGCCGCUGCCCUCUGGAGCAUUAGCAGCAGGAGUAGCCAGCUCCACUGCCAUCCCCUCGGCUGCUUCCCUGACCUCUGCAGGAGCUACAUCUGCCUCUUCUGUUCACAUUCCCAUCUCUAUUCUUAGUGCAGGAUCCGCAGCUACCCCUGCCCCGGAAGAAUCGUACGCCACAAGAGUCGUGACUGCAGCCCAGCAGAAAGCUGGGAAGACAAUCACAGCCCGGAUCACAGGUCGGUGUGAUUUUGGUUCCAAAACUAGAAUCAACAGCAGUUUGGCUAUUAUGGGAGUUUCUUCUCCUCCCAUGAGCUCAGUCGUCGUGGAGAAGCAUCAUCCAGUCACAGUG